Molecule: messenger RNA, 435 nt
Organism: Staurois parvus
Lineage: Eukaryota; Metazoa; Chordata; Amphibia; Anura; Ranidae
Source: the annotation of a GenBank genome assembly
CACUGAUAAUUGGCACUGACUGGCAUCACUGCUGGGCACUGACUAGCAGCAUUGCUGGGCACUGACUGGCACAACCUCUGGGCACUGACUGGUGGCACUGACUGGCAGCACUGCUGGGCUGCACUGAUGGGCAGUGGUGGGUGGCACUGGUGGGCACAGGUGGGUGGCACUGGUGGGCACAGGUGGGUGGGCACAGGUAGGUGGUACUUCUGUGCACAGGUGUGUGACACUGCUGGGUGGCACAGGUGGGUGCACUGCUGGGCACAGGUGGGGGGAACUUGUGGGUGGCACUGCUGGGCACCAAUCAUCAGGGCACUGAUCAUCAGUGCCCUGAUGAUUGGUGCCGAUCCCUGCUCUAACAACUGCCGGUUCUCAGCAGUACUUUCCUCACGAUCUGACCGCGUGAGAAAAGUGCAGCCGAGAACCGGCAAUUGC